AGAAACCAAAAAAAAGGGGUAAAAUAGAGAAUGAAAUGAAUCAAAAUUAACUGAAAACGCAAUAGAUAGACAAACUACUUCAAUUAGGGUUUUCUGCUAUCCCCUUUUGCUUCAUUGAAUCGGAUUCUCCAUUGAUAUUUCGACUUUUCUUCUCUUAGAAUUUCAGCGAGUUUGCCUCCUCAAUAACUCUGUGGUGCAGGGGAUGCAUGGUCAAGGGAAUUACAAUACUCAGGCUGGGCAAGAUCCUUAUGGACGACCGCCUGCAUUUCAGCAACAUCCUGUAGCCACUGCUCCGCCUACGUCCCAAUAUGGCCCACUCCCUCUCCCUCCACCUCCACAACCUGAACUUAUUCAACACGGUCACCCAUCUUUUCAUCCAAGGCCUGGUGCUGUGGCAUAUCAGCAUGUCAUGACAAAUGUUCUACACCAUGGUCGACCUGCCCCAGUUAUGUCAGGUGGAAUGAGUGCUGCUCAAUCUUACGUACAUCAUCCAAGACCUCCUCAUAUAAGCAGCCAAAUUUCUCAUUCAUAUCCAAUUAAUGAGCAACAGCCUACACCCUGGAAUCAAAAUAUACAUCAACGUCCUCCUCCUCCUCCACCAUCUCUUCAAGGCCAGAGUGCCUAUCAAUUGCCUUCUUCACAAGAGCAUACUCUUGAAAGAGGACAUUCUUCUCAUGCUCUCCUACCCCCGCCGCCACCUUACCCAUCUAGUUCUAAUGUUUUGAGGUCUGAUCCAUGUGGGUCCUCUGUGAUCCCAAUGCGGGAACAUUCCUAUCAACAAUCAAUUGCACCAGUGCUGACUCCCCCUCCACCUCCACCUCUUCCCCCUUCCCCACCUAGAGUCCCACCUAUUCCACCAUCAUCGGAUAUUAUAUCAAAGAAAGAAGGAAAUCAUAGCUGGAAGGGACUACCAGAUGCGGAAAAUUUAAAGUUAGAAUGUUCACCUCCUGGGAAGCCCAUGGGUGAUCAACGUAUACAUGAGCAGGUCCAGUUUCAACAGACUGAAAGUGGACUCAAAGUGGGAUCAGUGGAUGCUGAGGCUGCUCAUUCCCCCACCGAUUCCAAUAUGGACAUGGAAGAUGAUAUCACUUACCCUGAUGAGGAGAAAAAGAAUUGCUGAUAUGUUAAUUCAAAUGAUGAGAUUGGUUCGAUGCCCCUUGAAGAUUAUACAACAUCGAAACUACAAUCUCUGCAUCAAACUGGGGGACAUGGACUCUCUACAAUUUCAGCAUGUGGAAAUGUAUCGCCCAGUGAACGUGACUGAAGUCUCAGUAGCACAAGCUAAAGAAGGAGGCUCUGAAGUCGCAUUUAAUUGUAACUUCCCCAUGACCAUGAAGGUAUUUCCUAGAGGUGAGUCAGCCAAGACAGAUUAUGGACAAAAUGAGAUCUCCUUGGAUGCUAGCAUAAACGAGUCGCCUUCCUUGGAUAAAUAUUCUGGACAAUCCGGGGGACCAGUUGUCCAUCCAGAACCUGGUUACGGGGAACUUCCUUGUCAGCUCGUGAAAUGCUCAAAUCCUUCUAAAAUAUUACAGGGUUAUAUUCUUCCAACAGUACUUCCACAAAUGAGGAGGAAAAUCUUGAAGAUAUCAGUUUCCCAUCUACAAGCGAUGCAACUACAAAAUAUGAUGCUGAUAAGCAGCAUGGUGUUGGGCGCUUGCUCUCUGAGUCAGUGACUGGAUCACCAAGAAAUGCGACGCAAUCUGAUAAAUUGGAUGUUCAAACUGGGGUUGAAGCGGAAUUUUCUGAUAGAGGUCAAAAACCUGUAAGCAGUGAUGGCACUUAUACUGCACGUCUAUCAAAAGAUCAUUCGACGAAUUAUGAUGAAAGAGUUGGUCUUGAGGAGAGCAAUGCACACAAGGCAAAUAUGAAAACUUAUAAACCGAAGGUAGAUGAAUUUGGUAGAUAAAUUAGGGAAGAUGUUAGUGACAGCGACAUGAGUGACUCACCACGUCAUGCGCGGAGGCAUGCAAGAAGAACCAGAAAAAGGAGUCCAAGUCAAAGCAGAAGUCGGUCACCUCAUGAUAGGAGGAGGAGGAGGAGGAGAAGUCCAUGGAGGAGAACAGAGAGACGUGGCCGCUCUCGCAGACUUUACGUGAUGAAAGUUUUGUAUCCUUGGUGUCUAUUCCCAGUUUGUCUCCAAGGAGAAGAAAUAGGAGUCAGUCACCUGUUUUAAGGUAUGAUAAAAUAAGACGAGAAGGGCCAACUUCCAGAGUGCUUUGACUUUCUCCAAGGCAAGUGUUACCGUGGAGCGGCUUGUCGGUAUUCACACCAUGAAUCAGACAAGGGUGAGAGAUCAAGGUACAAUUGUGGAAAACAUCGUAAUUGGGAUACUCCACAUACUAUAGCAAGUCCUGAUUUUCACGAGGAGAGCAAUGUUUUGUCUGAAAAACAAAUGAAUGAUAAGGGUAGGAAACUUUCUCUAGAUAUGCCUGAUUUGUGGGAAGUAAAAGAUGCAAAAAGACUGCCAGUUUUUUCUAAUACUCAGUCUCCCGAUAAAAUAGGGAACCUUUUAGGUUACCCUGCUCAUGACACACCCUCAGGUAAACAUAAUUAUCUGAUUCCCGAAUCUGCUGCAAAGUACUCUGAUAAGAUCCCUCAAAUUGUUGAUCAACAAGGUAAAAGGACAGAUGAUAGUUUCCCCUCUGAUUCUUCACUUGCACAAUUAUUAGCCGGUGCACCAACCCAUCAUCCAGCUGAUGGACAGGACCCUACUAGUCAACUGUGUUAUGCUGAAAGUCAUUUGGCAAAACUUUAUUCCAAUCAAGAAGUCCCAUCCCGGUCCUUUAAUCCACCUAUUGCCAAUCAUCCUUCUCAAUUAUCCAUUCCUGUGCCUUCAACAUCUCAGCCUGUGAGUGCUUCAUUUGUUCCACCUAUAUUGCAAAAUUACAACUCAGAUCCACCUACUUCACAGAAUCAUUUGACUCCUGAAAAUUACUCCUCUUAUGAAGCACCAGUAAAUUACCAACAUUCUCAUUUUCCUGGUCCAUUAAAACCUGUAUCAAGCUUGCUUCUUCCACCUCCACCCCCACCGCUACUACGACCACCAGUAUCUGUAGAACAUACCACUCUUUCAAAACAUGCCCAGCAGUCUUUACUGCCUCCUUGGAAUGGUCUGUACUCUUAUCCAUCUGUUAGAAACCAUCAAACUGAAAUGCCUAAUCGACCUCAGAUUGGUGAGUACCAGGCAUGCCGCUUUUCCCAAGAACCUGAUCAAAUGGUACAUAGAACUGAUGGUUCUGGAUCAAAUAGUUUGCAUGUGAGCAAUUUAAUAAGUAGGGAGGGUGGUCCAUGCAUGAUGAGUGAAGGUCAUUUACCUGGAGAUCUAGCACAAGGAAUUAAUUCCUCAAAAUCAAUUACUCAGGCUCUAACUGAUCCCUCAUUGAGGCAGUCACCAUUUAAGGGAAUCCAAAGUUCUCUGGGUGCAGGUCUUUCUUCUGACAGUAAUUCUUCUCAUGGUCACCCUUAUUUCCAGGCUCCAGCAGGUUUCUUAUGGCAUGCAAUAUUCUGCUGGUGGUGAUGUCCCAUCAAAAUUCUCUGAGCCUGGGAUGAGGAGUUUCUCUGCUUCUAGAAUCACUCAAGAUUUUCUUGAGAGGAACCGCUCUUAUGUGCAUGGCUUUGUUGGGUCAAAAAUUUCAAAUCAUUUCAAUCCUUAUGCAUCAACUUUUGAUCUUCCACUGAGCUCCAAACUCAGUUCAAGCACUUUUGGACGGGAAAAUGAUGCAGCCACCGAAACUACAUAUGGCACCCCAGGUGAUCCACAUAGAAUUCAAAAUGUUGGCUCAAAAAAUUUGAUUUCUUUGAGUUCGGUAUUGCCACCUGAGUGUGUUUCAAGACCAACCAGCAAUCAGUAUGAUCCACUAUUUGAUAGCAUUGAACAAAAUUCAAAAUCAUUUAGUGAAGCUGAUCAUCUAAAACAUGAAAUUACUGGUGAUUCUGAUGAUGUUCUGAGGUUUCAUGGAUCCAGAAGGUUGGAAAAUAUGGGAGCUAUAAAGCAGGAAGUGGAAACAGCUGUAUCAGCCGAUGAUUCUUUAGAAAAAGAAGAAUGUGGGGAGACAGCUGACUUGGCCAUGGGACCUGUCCUGAAUAUCAGCCCAAGUAAUCCUAAUGAAGCACCUGACAUGGAUGUAGGAGUGUUUGAGAUUGAUCAGGUUAAGACUUCAGUAAAAAACAAGAAAGCAAGGAGAAGUGUACGAAACAUUUUAAGAUUUCGAUUGCUGCUUUUGUGAAGGAUGUUCUAAAGCCAUCAUGGCAGCAGGGUAAUAUGAGCAAGGAGGCAUUUAAGACCAUUGUCAAGAAAACCAUUGAUAAAGUAUCUGGAGCUAUGAAGAGUCAUCAAGUACCUAAAUCCCAGGAAAAAAUAAAUCACUAUAUUGAUUCUUCAAGAGGGAAAUUAACAAAGCUUGUCAUGGGAUAUGUUGACAGAUAUGUUAAAGCGUAAGAUCUGACUGGAGCCUGCAUAAAAGAUUGGAAUUGUCUGCCUUGACUUUUAGAUCAUGCUUCGGAUUUGCAGGAUUAAGAGGAGUAGGCCUUUUAAUUGCAUUGUCCAAAAGGAGAGCUGGUCGCUUUCAGAAUAAUAGUAGGCUAGAUGGAUUGUUUUGUUUUGGUUAAUUAAAUCAAACAUCUCCAACAAUUCUCAAGUAAAGCCUACUGCCAAUGUCAGAAUGCUGUAUUAUUGUUUAGUUUUCUUGAUAUAUUAUUGUUUAGUUUUCUUGCU
Molecule: messenger RNA, 4714 nt
Organism: Salvia splendens (bonfire salvia)
Lineage: Eukaryota; Viridiplantae; Streptophyta; Magnoliopsida; Lamiales; Lamiaceae
Product: formin-like protein 3
Exons: 6
Coding region: 2393-3517 (374 amino acids)
Source: RefSeq, a predicted model, not a curated record